AUGAUCGUUCUUCUCCUCGGUAUAUUACUUAGUUCACAAACGACCGUCGGAUUACUAUCGGUAAAAGUACCAACGUAUCUUUGUAUUUACUAUGGAUAUCCAUCGCUAGUACAAAAUAGCAGUGGUAAUUUGGUGUCAGCGGCAAACUGGUUCAAACAAUUCGAUUUAAUCGUCUUUGGUGCUGGUAUUUGGAAUAUUAAUCAUACAGACCAUAACAAUACAAUGAAUAUUACCCGAACUCUUGUCGCAAAAGGUAAACGAGUAUUUGGUUACGUUGAUCUUGGCGUAAUCCCUGGAACAAACAACUAUUCCUAUACGCAAAUGCAGCAAGCUGUGAAUGGAUGGUCACAAAUGGGAGCAACAGGAAUAUUCUGGGACGAUGCUGGAUUUGAUUAUGGUGUGACUCGACAACGUCAGUCUGAUAUGAUCAAUUAUUGUCACAAUAAAAGCAUGAAUGUUAUUAUGAAUGCCUGGAAUCCGGACGAUGUACUUGGUGGAAACAAUGUCACACUAAAUUCAGGUGAUAUCUAUAUACUCGAAUCUUAUUUAGUUUCCAAUGGAACUUAUCAACCACUUUUAAAUUGGACAGCAAAAGCGAACAAGGUUGCUGCAUAUCAGUGUAGUUUAGGUAUACAAGUGGCUUGUUUAUCGACGAAUAGGACAAGUGACCAGUUCACUCAAGCAUGGUUUGGUACGGCUGUGUAUAAUUUUGAUUAUUUUCAAGCUACCGAUAUAACGUACAGUGCAUAUGGUUCAAGCAUGAAUCGUGUAGCAUAUUAUCCUAACCCAAGUAAUAGCUAUGGGACUAUUUGGCAGAGUGCUAAUGUAAUACCCAAUGCAGCUAAUACAAAUUUCUCACGCUCUACCGAAACGUGGAAGUUGAAUGUUUUUGGUGAUGGUGCAUCAUGGGGUUAUGGCACGUUUACUCCUGUUUAA
This is a messenger RNA of Didymodactylos carnosus, 936 nucleotides long. The record is from the annotation of a GenBank genome assembly. Lineage: Eukaryota; Metazoa; Rotifera; Eurotatoria; Philodinida; Philodinidae.